This is a messenger RNA of Hordeum vulgare subsp. vulgare (domesticated barley), 1048 nucleotides long. RefSeq names its product 22.3 kDa class VI heat shock protein. Bases 101 to 661 code for a protein of 186 amino acids. NCBI's taxonomy places the organism in Eukaryota, Viridiplantae, Streptophyta, Magnoliopsida, Poales, Poaceae. The record is from RefSeq and is a predicted model, not a curated record. The transcript has 2 exons.
UCCACCACCACCGUACGUCCCCUGUACUAUAUAAGACGAGCACCCUCGCUCAGACCCCCUCAGUCCCCUGCCUGCCUUCCCCACCAGCCAGCCAGCAUCAAUGCCGAGGCGGGCGAUCGAGGUCCGGGCCGACGGCGCCGCGCCCAAGUGGUGCAUGUCGCUGCUGGAGAACACGUUCACGGCGUUCCUCAAGUCCCCCGGCGCCGACGCCGACGCCAAGGCCGUGUUCGCGGAGGGGUCCCUCUUCAGCCCCUACCUCUUCGGCAAGUUCUUCGACCCGGCCGACGCGUUCCCCAUGUGGGAGUUCGAGUCGGAUGUGCUGCUCGCCGCGCUCCGCCGCGGCGCCAGGACCUCCGUCCACUGGUCCGAGAACGACUGCGAGUACUGCCUCAGGGCCGACAUACCUGGUGGAAGGAAGUGCGACGUGGAGGUGAGCGGCGACGGCGCGCGGGUGGUGGACGUGAGCGGGCUGUGGCGGGUGCCGCCGGCGGACGGCCGAGACUGGCGCGCCGGACGGUGGUGGGAGCACGGCUUCGUGCGGCGCGUGGAGCUGCCGGAGGACGCGGACGGGGGCAGGGUGGAGGCCUACUUCGACGACGGCGCGGGGUCGCUGGAGAUCAAGGUCCCCAAGAGGAACAGCGACGCCCACCAACAAGCCUGAAGGAAUCAGAACCUCGAUCGACACGCGCAACUGGGUUGGAUCAGACUAACCGGAGGACGGCAUGCAUUUGCCGGUGAAAGGCAAUUAUUCUCCUUCUGAUGUGAUGAUGAGCAGUUGAUGGCGACUAAAAAGAACGCGUAAUCUCGGUAGAAAUUCGGAAAGAUAUGGCCGAGACGAAAAGGGGCAAAGAUUACCUAUCUAUUGCAUGAUGUUACAAAUGAACAAAUCCGAUGUAGUAAUAGUGUAUGUUCUUCAGUUCCACUGUUAAAAUGGCUAAUUAAUCAGCAGUGUCGCUGUCAGUUUCGGUCGUCGAUCGAACGGGCUAGGGCAUCGAUAUGAUUCUAGACCAGAUGAUUAUAUGCAAUCCGUGACUUUUGAUUUUUGAAA